AUGGGCCUUAAUCCUGCCGGGUUUAAGUGCCUUCAACUGCACAACACCCGGAACGGCAUCCUCAUCGAGAUGGCUGAUCUAGCAACAGCCAUCAAAGUAGCAGCAGACAACCACAUGAAGCACGCGCUCCGUUCGGGUGAGAAGAAUUUCCUAAUUCCGGUGUACGUUGACGACAACGCCGUCGACGUCCGGGUCCACGAUCUUCCGCCGGGAAUGCCCAACGACGACAUCGCUGACGGAAUGGCGCAGUAUGGAGAGGUGCUGACGAUUACGGACGACGUUUGGAAGAACUUUUUCCCCGGGAUUCCAAACGGUGUGCGGGUCCUGAGGAUGAAACUCGCCAAGCAGGUGCCGUCGUACGUCAGCAUCAAGGGCAAAUUAAGCUUGGCCACUCAUGCUGGCCAGAUCCCGACUUGCCGACGAUGUGGACAGAAAAGUCACCCCGAAAAAACCUGCUCAUCCACGAAAGCAAAAAAGAAGACCGUGAACGUGAACCAGAAGAACGACAAACCAACAACAACGAUCACAAUUGUGCCAGCUUCAACAACAACGACAGUGUCUGAUCCCAUCUCGAAGGUCAUCGACGAUGAUGGGUUUAGAACUGUUGAGAAGAAAAAAAAGAGUGCAAAAAGACAACUUUCUAUCGAGUCCUAA
Molecule: messenger RNA, 654 nt
Organism: Culex pipiens pallens (northern house mosquito)
Lineage: Eukaryota; Metazoa; Arthropoda; Insecta; Diptera; Culicidae
Exons: 1
Coding region: 1-654 (217 amino acids)
Source: RefSeq, a predicted model, not a curated record